This is a messenger RNA of Neopsephotus bourkii (Bourke's parrot), 3221 nucleotides long. Its product is annotated as solute carrier organic anion transporter family member 1C1-like. Gene Ontology annotation, molecular function: protein binding. Gene Ontology annotation, cellular component: membrane. The record is from RefSeq and is a predicted model, not a curated record. The transcript has 14 exons. NCBI's taxonomy places the organism in Eukaryota, Metazoa, Chordata, Aves, Psittaciformes, Psittacidae. Gene Ontology annotation, biological process: transmembrane transport; sodium-independent organic anion transport. The coding region runs from base 43 to 2160 and encodes 705 amino acids.
UGUUUUCUUUUGGGUUCAGAUCACUCAGUAAAGAAAUCAACCAUGACAGCAGAAACUGAAUCCAGCAAUGUCAGUGACUCAAAUCAAGAAGCAGAACCUGCCCAGCUUUUGGCUAAUGAAGCUAACAGAAAUCUACCAGUCAAAAAGAAGAAUUCCUGUUGCACUGGCUUGAAGGUAUUUCUUGCUGCUUUAUCGUUCAGCUACUUGAGUAAAACGUUGUCUGGUACGAUUAUGAAGAGUUCUAUCACUCAGAUUGAACGAAGAUUUGCCCUGACGUCAUCUACUGUUGGUUUCAUUGAUGGGAGCUUUGAGAUGGGUAACUUGCUGGUGAUUGCAUUUGUAAGCUACUUUGGAGCUAAACUUCAUCGGCCCAAAGUAAUAGCUGUUGGAUGCUUUACUAUGGCCGUGGGAAGUUUUUUGACAGCAAUGCCUCAUUUCUUCAUGGGAUAUUAUAAGUACGAGACAUCACAUACAGCUUCUUCAGCCAACUUAACUUCAAACAUAAAUCCCUGUUCCCUACAUCAAGAUGUGAACGAAACCUUCUUGCAAGUCUCCAGGUCAGGCUGUGAGAAGGAACCAUCAUCAUAUAUGUGGAUAUAUAUCUUACUGGGAAACAUGUUACGUGGAAUUGGUGAGACACCAAUAACACCACUGGGCAUCUCUUACCUUGAUGACUUUGCUAAAGAAGAGAAUGUUCCUGUGUAUGUAGCAAGUUUGCACACAAUAGGCAUGAUGGGUCCAAUGUUUGGUUUCCUGUUGGGAUCUUUAUGUGCAAGACUGUAUGUGGAUAUCGGAUUUGUGGAUUUAGGGAGCAUCACUAUCACCCCACAGGACUCCCGCUGGGUGGGUGCAUGGUGGCUUGGUUUUUUAAUAGGUGGAGUAAUCAGUUUGCUAGCUGCUAUUCCAUUCUGCUUCCUGCCAAAGAGCCUGAAAAAACCAAAAGCCAACAGUGACCACACUUCAUAUGGUCUCUUGGAAAACAUUGGGUCUACAGAGAAGAAACUUACUGCUGCAAAACCUAAGCCGAGGAAGUGGUCAGUAAUACUGAAAGAUUUCUAUACCUCCCUGAAAAAAGUAUUGAGUAAUCGAAUGUACUUUACAUUUAUGUGUUGCUCACUGUUACAAUUUAAUAGCUUUAUUGGUUUCUUGACUUACAAACCAAAGUACAUGGAACAGCAGUAUGGGCAAUCUACAGCUAAAUCUAACUUUCUAAUAGGACUGACAUCUUUACCUCCUGUAGGUCUUGGAAUUUUCCUGGGGGGCGUUUUAAUGAAAAAGUACAAAAUGGGCAUCAUUGGAGCAAUCAAGUUUGCAUUUUCCAUGUCAUUUGUGGCCUAUCUCCUCACUCUCUUGCACUUUUUUGUUGGCUGUGAGAACCAUGUGGUAGCAGGAAUGACAGUGUCCUAUCAAGGAAAACCCAUUCCAUACCAUGAAAAUGAUAUCUUUUCUGAGUGCAACUCUGACUGCAAAUGCUCCUCCAAUGUGUGGGAUCCUGUGUGUGGAGACAACGGAGUCACAUAUGUUUCAGCAUGUCUAGCUGGGUGCACGGCUUCGGUGGGACAAGGAAAGAACACAGUCUUCCAUAACUGCAGCUGUAUUGAAGCCAGCAGUUCAUGGACAGGAAAUAACUCUGCCACCUUGGGGCAAUGUCCAAAAAGUGAAGAUUGUUCAAUGAAGUUUAUUUACUAUACAGUAAUACAAGUCAUAAGUGGCUUUUGUUAUGCAUUGGGAGGCACCCCAGCAUACAUGAUUAUGUUUAGAUGUGUUCAGCCAGAGUUGAAAUCUCUUGCAGUUGGCCUGUACACGCUCAUGAUGAGAAUGCUAGCUGGGAUUCCAGCACCAGUUUAUUUUGGUGCACUGAUUGACAAGACAUGCUUGAAAUGGGGAAGCACAAGCUGUGGUCACCAAGGGGCUUGCCGGCUGUAUGACUCCAAUGCGUACAGGUAUGUCUACCUUGGUUUAUCAGCAGUAUUAAGAGGUCCUUCCUACUUGAUUGCAGUCCUUUUUUAUAUAUCGAUGAAGAAACACUUUCAAAAUAAGGACUGCAGGCCUAUAGAGAAUGGAGGAAGGGAAGAUGCUCCUGUGAAUAAGGAAGAUAAUUGCAAGAUCAAAGAACGUUUGCCAGGUUCUAAUGAUGCAGAGAAUGAAUCAUGUAUUUAGAAAGCCUCUUAGACCAGUGGCACAUGAAUCAGGACAGGUUCUUUUAGAAACUACUUUUACCAUAUUAUGAAUAACUAAUAAAUAUUAGCACCAUUCAUAAAGCAAAACUAAUAGCAAACUUGUGAUCAACAACAACAAAAACUAACAUAUAAAUAUGAAAAUGCCUUAUGUCUGGUGCCAUACUCACCUGGUUAUCAGGGACAGCCCAGGUUACAUGAACUGAACCAAAUUCUCAACAGAUGAAGAAAAACUUCCAAUAAAGCAGGUAUGCAAUUUUUAGUGGGGUCAAGGAUAACAUCUGGCAGAACAGCCCACAAAAUGUGAUGGUGAUCCUGUACGCAGAUCCAUGCAGUAGACUGCCUCAGGAAUGACAAGCUCACGGCUAACAGUAGCGUUUUGAUUUAAUCAGAUUCAACCAGAAUCCAUAGUAAAACCAAAGCCUUUAAGCAAAAUAUUUCCACCUUAUCUAAAUGAAACAUUGCAACAAUUUUCUAUCACAAAAUAGACAAAAGCAGUAUUUUUCCAGGAAGCAUUUUAUCGUAGCUCAGCUGAUAAUCUUAUGCCUACUUAAAACUACAAAUAGGUUGCCUUAAAGGAAAUAAUUGGUUUUAAAUAUCUCAGCGUCUUAGCAUUUUAUUAAAAACUAAUUCGUUUAGUUAAGUGACUGUGAAACGUAAGAAAUAUUCAAAAUUUUUUAGCUAUGUUUUCUUAGCAAAAUCCACCCGACAUAUGCUCGUGGCUUUAUUGCUAUGUCAUGUACUGUCCAGCAGAGGACACUCAAACAACAAUAUUAGCCCUAUGACUGCUGCAAAUGCUCGAUAUAUUUGUCAUGUUCAGACUUUAUUGUUCUGGGAGAAGUUCAUCAUCAGGCAGGCAAAACACUCACCUCCGUUUUCAUGCAUCUUAAAACUUCCUCAGUGCAAGCCUUUAGCUCAUAUAUUCAAAGUUGCUUUUGUGUAUUUGUCGGUUUGUGUUCAUCAUAUUUGCGUCACUCGAAGCUUGACAACAAUUAUUACUCUAAAUAAAAAGAUGUUUACUUGCGUACCGUUUCACAACAGUGA